This is a messenger RNA of Episyrphus balteatus (marmalade hoverfly), 1453 nucleotides long. RefSeq lists its product as uncharacterized. Lineage: Eukaryota; Metazoa; Arthropoda; Insecta; Diptera; Syrphidae. The coding region runs from base 203 to 1276 and encodes 357 amino acids. Gene Ontology annotation, biological process: nuclear protein quality control by the ubiquitin-proteasome system; proteasome localization. The transcript has 2 exons. The record is from RefSeq and is a predicted model, not a curated record. Gene Ontology annotation, cellular component: nucleus.
UUUUUGUGUGUUUAAUUUGCUGAUAGAAAGAAAAAACUAAAAAACAAUUAUGUUGGAUCAAAAGCAUUUAUUUAUUAAAACAACUAUAUGAAAAAGUAAACUAUUCACUUGAGCGUUGUUUCAAUAAUUUGCAUGUGAAUUUAUUUGACUAAAGCAUUCGCUUUUUUGGACAAAAAAAAAAAACAAAGUAAAACUUUUCACAAUGGCUUCACCUCGCAACACAAGAAUAGCCUUAUCCGAAAUCCCCGAUCGUUUGGAACUCCUCCGAGUGGCAACAACACCAACUAACCCCGAAGCCGAUGAACCAACUCCGGCCAAUAUUCUCAAUCAAACAAUCUUCGAUAAUGCCAUUAAUAACAUGUCCUUGGAACAUGAGUCUCCAAUUGCUUCACCUGAUGAAAUUGUUAUCAAACAAAGGGGACGACGUCGUUUUACGUUGACAUGGUCCCCAGACAAGUUUUCAACACAGAGUCCCUUUCAGAAAACUCCAACUAAAAUAGCUACUCAUAUGACAUUGAGAAGUUCCCCGCGCAAAAGGCUUUUAAUGACUGAAACGCCUUUUAACAAAUCAUCACCAAUUGACUCGAGUGUUGGGGAUAGUAUUCCAAAGCUAUCUGGGUUUAGGUCGCCGUGUAAUAUGACUCCAAUUGUUAAAAGGCUAAAACUUGACGAAACUCCGGUGGCUCAAACUAAUCGCAACAUCAAUUUGAAUUUGAUGUUGAAAGGACUCAGUCACAAUCAACUUGUCGACAUGAUUGGCAAUCUAGUGGCUAAAGAUUCGAGGCUAGAAGAGGUGAUUCGAAGUGAUUUUCCAAUGCCAGAUAUUGGGUAUUUGGAAGAUGAAUUGAUUUUGUGUAAACGCAAUAUCUUCAAAAGUCUCCCUACAUCACGUUUAUGCAAGAAGACAGAUAGCACUGCUUAUGCUAAAGCUGUAAUGCAUGUAUCAGCUUUUAAGACAGCCUUGAUGAGCCACACACGCAAACUACACGAUUCAUCACACUGGGAUGCUCUACUCGACUAUGUUCUGAUGGCUUGGAACUAUGUUCGAGCCACACCCAUUUGGGAUAAUAAUUCGCACAAUGCUAUUCGGAGGCAAUGUUUUAAAAUUUUAACUUGCCAUUGUGUAGCUGCACUCAAACAUGGUGGACUUAGAGUUGGCACUCAAAGACUCAAUAAUUUGGAAAGAAAUUUAGCGGAAUGGUCCAAGGAUCAUGAGGAUGUUUUGUCGUGUGUGAAUGCUCUUAAUAAAACAUUUAAUUUCCGAACGAGUAUGUAGAUUUUAUUUUGAAUAGGUAUUACAAUAGACAGUCUCUGGAAUGUAUUCUUCUUUGAGAAUCUAAUUUUACAAUUUAAGCAAAAUUACUACUAACUACAAUUUAUAUAUCAUAAUUUAAGCUUUAUCUGUUGUUUGUCCAAAUAGAAUAAAUAUAUAAAAUAAACAUUAUAUACCGUA